AUGACUGUACCCUUUAGUGGACCUCUCCUUAUGGUGAAAGCAGAAGAAGUUGCCAAGAAAUUAAAAAGUAAGGAAUUUUUGUGCAGCGGAGGCUGGAUUGAGAGAUUCAAGCAACGUCAUGGCAUUAUUUUUAGCAAAGUGAGGGGUAAAACCAACAGUGUAAAUGCUGCAACAAUCCAACAGUGGCUCACUACCAUAUGGCCUAAAAUUCGUGAAGGAUAUGCAGACAUCUUUAAUGCAGACGAGACUGGUAUUUUCUAUAAAUUGACCCCUGACAAAACUCUGAAAUUCAAGCGCGAAAAAUUUGUUGGUGAGAAGUUAUCCAAAGAACAAAUAAUAGUUCUGGUUUGUGCAAGUGCAGAUGGAACUGAGAAGAAAAAAUUGCUUAUGAUGGGGGAAUCAAAAAACUCUUUGUCUUUUAAGAAUGUAAAGAAUCUUCAGUGCACUGCAAUGCUAAUAAAAACAAUCCUCGGAGCUGGGUCGCAGCACAAACUUCACGAACUAUUUCCCUCAUUUGGGAAAACAACUGAAGGAAUAAAUGCAGCCGAAAUUGAAGACACCUCCUAUGACACUGAUGCUCUGCCGCUAACUGCAUUUCUACCAGAAAUCAACUGUAAUAUUCUCAAUCAAUGCGACUAUGAAAUGUAUACAACAACAGAUGAUGACCUUGUUACAACUGAAGCUCAAACUGAAGACGAAAUUGCAAAUGUAGUGAAGAAUCAGUGCCACAGUGACCAUGAAAUGAGGGAAGGAGAUGAAGAAGAAGAGGAAGAAAAAAAAAAUGAAGUGCCUGUCCCUACUGUGAGUGACGCUUUAGAAGCCAUUGGAUUUGUGAACAUGUUCUAUGAAGCUAGGGGAGGGAGAAGUAAAAUUGCAAAUGAAAUAAUGAACAUAGAACGUAAUGUAGGAAGUGUGUGUUGGGCAAGUAAACAGUAG
Schistocerca serialis cubense is the source of this 936-nucleotide messenger RNA. RefSeq lists its product as uncharacterized. NCBI's taxonomy places the organism in Eukaryota, Metazoa, Arthropoda, Insecta, Orthoptera, Acrididae. The record is from RefSeq and is a predicted model, not a curated record. Gene Ontology annotation, cellular component: nucleus. Bases 1 to 936 code for a protein of 311 amino acids. The transcript has 2 exons. Gene Ontology annotation, molecular function: DNA binding.